Messenger RNA from Trichoderma citrinoviride, 2559 nucleotides. RefSeq names its product WD40 repeat-like protein. The record is from RefSeq and is a predicted model, not a curated record. Lineage: Eukaryota; Fungi; Ascomycota; Sordariomycetes; Hypocreales; Hypocreaceae. Gene Ontology annotation, cellular component: nuclear replication fork. The coding region runs from base 1 to 2559 and encodes 852 amino acids. Gene Ontology annotation, molecular function: chromatin binding; protein binding. The transcript is spliced from 2 exons. Gene Ontology annotation, biological process: DNA repair; DNA-templated DNA replication; mitotic cell cycle.
AUGGACUCGACCGGCGCCCCUCGUCCCCGCCCGCGGCCGGCACACACCCAGGGCACGACCCGAUGCGCCUACACCACGGACGGCAGCCGGCUGGUCACGGUGGGCUCUAACAACACGAUCCGGCUCUACAAGACGGGCUCCGACGGCGAGCCGACAAACAUUGACGACUGCCAGGAGCAAAACGUCGCCGUGGCCGCGGCCCAGGACUUCUUCGUCGUCGGCUCCGAGGACGGCACCGUCAGCCUGUACUCGCUGGCCACGGCCAACUUCGACCGCUUCCUCGUCCGCACGUCGCUCCCCGUGCGAGACGUGGCGCUUUCCGGCGAUGCGCAGUGGUGCGCCGUGGCCAGCGACGAGCUGACCGUCAAGGUCGUCAACACGCAGGACAUCAAGCAGCUGCGGCACCUCAACGAGCAUGGUCGGGCUGCUCGAUCCGUCAGCCUGGACCCCAACGGCCGGAUUGCCGCCUUGUCGUGCGUGGACGGCAUCAUAUACAUCUAUUCGCUGACGGCGGAGCAGCCCGAGCUGAUACACAAGGUCGACGGCGUGAUUGGCGCGGGGGACGCAGACUCAGAGGCCUCGGUCAAGGCCGUCUGGCAUCCGGACGGCAGGGCGUUUGCCGUUCCGACUCCGACGCGAGAUAUCCAGGUUAUUUCUAAGAACGACUGGGAGAAGCAGCGGGCCUUCACCAACGGACACUCGGCCGACAUCACCGCUCUCGCCUGGUCGCCCAACGGAGUCAUGCUGGCGUCGGCCUGCAAGGGCGGAAAGGUGCUGAUCUGGGAGAGCAGCACGCAGAACGUCAUCCAGCGCUACGAAUAUGCCAACGUCCUUGAUCUGGCGUGGCACCCAUCCAAGAACAUACUCUCCUUUACGACGACGGAGGGAGAGGUCUACAUCUACCCCGACUUUCUUCCCGACCAGUUCUCUCCGAUGCUGAAGCUGCCGGUGCAGCCAGCCCCCUUUAUCCACGAUCCCUUGUUGGAGAUAUCCGCCAACAGAAGAGCCGCUGUGGCGAAUGGGGCGAAGCGUGACAUUCCUACACGCCCUCGUCGGGACUCUCUGGGCAGUCUUGACUCUUAUCUGCAAGAUGAGAACUACGCAGACGGCGACGACGAUGGCUUCGUCGUGGACGACGACGGCGCUGGGUAUACAAUCGGCCAAAAGAGGGGCUACGUGGCCGACGAUGUUAUUGGUGGUGGUGAAUACGCCAACAAACGAAGGCAUCUCAUGGAACCGCAGUAUCAUGAAGCCUUUCAGCCUGGAUCGACGCCGUGGAGGGGAAACCGCAAGUAUCUCUGCCUGAACCUCAUCGGAUUCGUCUGGACGGUGGAUCAAGACGGACACCAUACCGUCACGGUUGAAUUCUACGAUCACGAGUUCCAGCGUGACUUUCACUUCACGGAUACCUUUCUGUACGACAAGGCAUGUCUCAAUGAGCGCGGCACCCUAUUCUCGUGCCCCCCAAGGGAUGACCAGCCGGCGACCAUCUUCUACCGUCCUCAUGAGACCUGGACGCAGCGGACCGACUGGCGAACACAGCUUCCCAACGGGGAGGUUGUCACCGCCAUGUCACUAAGUGAGUCCUUUGUGACGGUGGUGACGAGCGCCAACUAUGUGCGCAUCUUUACGCUGUUUGGGAUUCCAUACCGGGUCUACCGCCCCAAGAGCGCGCCCAUGGUUACUUGUGCGAGCUGGAGAGACUAUGUUCUCACGAUUGGUAACGGCCCUGUCACCGCUGACGGCAACACGCGACUUUUAUACACGAUUGAGAAUGUCAAGAGAGACGAGAUCUGCCAGAAUGAGGAUACGGUGGCACUUCCCGAAGGCGCGACAUUAAAGAGCGCCUUCUUUUCUGACAAUGGCGAUCCUUGCAUAUACGAUUCAACAGGCACAUUGCUCACACUACUACACUGGCGUCAGCCGUCGCGGGCCUCUUGGGUGCCCCUGCUAGACACCAAGCUUCUGCCCCGUCUCGCGUCUGGCCGGAAGAGCGAGACGUAUUUCCCCAUUGCCGUGGCAGAGAACAAGUUUCACUGCAUCAUCCUCAAGGGUGGCGACCAAUAUCCUUACUUUCCCCGGCCCCUGCUCUCCGAGUUUGACUUUUCUAUUCCACUACACUCACUUCCGGAGCCCAAGGCAAAGAAGAACAGGGGCGACGGAGAGGAUGCGAUCAUGAACGACGACGAUGAUGAAGAGGAAGAAGAGGAGGGUGCCGAGACGAAGAAGCUGGAGCAACAGUUCAUGCUCAAGGGCGUGCAAGCGGCCCAGCUCCGCGACCUCGUCGACGCCACGUCCGGAAGCCAUGCCCAGCGGUCACUGCUUUCGCGGAUCGAGCUGGAGAUUGACAAGACGCUGCUGCAGCUGCUGGCGGUGGAGUGCCGCGAGGGCGAGGAGAGGGGCAUGCGCGCGCUGGAGAUGGUGGAGCUGAUGCGGGACCGCACCGGCCGGAUGAUGGAGGCGGCGUACAAGGUCGCGGAGCGGUACGGGCGGACGAUUCUGGGGGAGAAGAUCCGGGAGAUUGGUGAGAGUAGGGUCAGUGGGGAUGAUGAUUUCUGA